Gastrolobium bilobum is the source of this 3300-nucleotide messenger RNA. RefSeq lists its product as uncharacterized. Gene Ontology annotation, molecular function: DNA helicase activity. Gene Ontology annotation, biological process: telomere maintenance; DNA repair. The transcript has 11 exons. The coding region runs from base 1 to 3300 and encodes 1099 amino acids. NCBI's taxonomy places the organism in Eukaryota, Viridiplantae, Streptophyta, Magnoliopsida, Fabales, Fabaceae. The record is from RefSeq and is a predicted model, not a curated record.
AUGAUCGACGAUAGCUCUCCUAAUGGGGAUCGCCACCUUGCUCGACCAAUCCUUGACUGCUUGAAGGAGGUACAAUUUUCCUUUAGGGACACAAAGCCAGGGCUACGACUCCAUUCCUCCAGGGAUGUUAGCUGGCAGCCUCCUUUGACACUGUAUCUUAAAUUAAAUACAUAUGAGGCCUCAAAGAGUCAAACGACUGAAGCAGCUUGUGAAGGGCUUCUUCGUGACCAUAUAGAAGUUUGGCUAGGGCGGUUUGCUGCAAGAAUUGGACAUUGUGCUGCUUUACAAGAAGAACUGUGGGGCUUUGAGCCAAUAUUACCUGAUAUACGUUUGGUUAUGUAUACCAAGUAUGAUUUUAUUAAGGAUCUUAAUCCUUCUAAGGAGGAGUGGAGGAUUAAGGCUAGAGUUGUUAGAACAUGGAAGGUUCCUAAUUUUCAGCAAAUUUUUUUUGACGACAACGUAAAGAUGAUUCUGUUAGAUGAAAAGGGUGGAAGGGUCCACGCUGCUAUCAAGGGUUCUUUAAAUAUCCGUAACAAAAUUCAUGAAGAAGUUUAUUUCAUAAAAUUUUUUGGAGUUGGUUUGAAUAGUGGGAGUUUUAGGCCAACUAAGCAUGAUUAUCGUUUGUCCUUCAACUUGAGGACUGAUGUAAAAUCCACUAUUGAUUCUGCUAUUCCCACCAAUGGAUUUGAUUUUGUAGAUUUUGACGUUAUAGAGAAAGAGUCUUCUGAUUCCCCUUAUUUAGUAGAUGUCAUCGGUUUAGUUUCUGGAAUAGGGGAAGUUCGUGAGCAUAUUAUCUCCGGUAGGAAGACAAAAAUGGUUGUCGUGGAGCUUGAUAACCUCAGGCUUUCGUCUGAUGUCAUUGAUAGCGGUUACACGUUGUCUCAGUUAUCAAGUCAGUCCUCAUAUUCUUUUGAGAAUGAUUUCCUGAAAGAGACGGAAAGGAAGUGUAUCAGUGAUGUUAAGAAUUGCAGUGAGGUUACUACUUGCAUUACUUAUGGAACCAUAAAAUCGAUUGAGAGCAAAUAUAAAUGGUGGUACAAGUCCUGUAAUAAAUGUCCAUAUUCUGUUUAUGAAGAUUUCGAGAAAUGGUAUUGUAAAAACUGCCAAAAACAUUUUGAUGAUUAUUAUCCAAAAUUUUGUGUGCAGUUGAGAGUUGUGGAUCACACUGAUUCUGCAUCUUUCAUUCUGUUUGAUAGAGACUGUGUUGCUUUGUUGGGCAUGAGUGCUGCGGAUUUACGUGAGCAGCAUUUCAAAAGGGGUGAUGAUUUCGAGCACUAUCCUAAGGAACUUAAUGUUCUUAUUGAUAAAUCCAUGUUGUUUAAAGUGAAUGUGAAAAAAAAUAAUUUGGACUCAUACAGUGAGCCUAGGUAUCAGAUUUCUAAAGUAUGUAUAAGCGAACCUGUAAUCACAUCCUUCCUUAAGACUGUUGUGGAUACGAAUGAUGAAGGAUUAUUUGACAAGGCUUGCGACAGUGUCGUUGCAUCAGCAGAACCGGAAAGAGCUACGGGUUGUACAAGUUAUGAAGAUUUGAGAACGGUCAAUGGGGUGCUUUUUCCUACAUAUAAGGAUGCCUGUUAUUCUUUGGGGCUUUUGGAUGAUGACAAUGAGUACAUUGAUGCAAUUAAGGAGGCAAGUUCUUGGGGGCCUGAAAAUGUUUUCCAAAAAUGCUGGGAAUUACUAUCUGACGAUGUUCUUUAUCGGCAUAGGCAAAGAAUUGGACGUGAAGAUGCUUUGCUUACAGAGGAUUCUAUAAAAAACAUAACCCUGGCAGAAAUCGAUAAGGUGUUGCAAAGCAACGGUAAAUGCUUCUCUGAUUACCCAUCCAUGCCGAGCAUCAUGGGUGAAUCUUUAUUGGAUAUGCAGAAUAGAUUGGUGAUGGAUGAAUUGUUGUAUGACAAUUUCUCUUUGAAAGAAGAGCAUGACAGACUACUGAAUUCACUCACUGAUGAGCAAAGGGUUGUUUAUGACAAAAUAAUUUCAGCUGUUUCGACAGGUAAAGGAGGAUUUUUUUUCCUGUACGGCUUUGGUGGGACUGGAAAAACAUUUAUUUGGAACACCCUGUCAGCAUUUGUUCGAUCUCGAGCUGAAAUAGUGCUUAAUGUUGCUUCUAGCGGAAUUGCUUCUAGCGGAAUUGCUUCACUUCUUCUUCCUGGAGGACGUACGACACAUUCUAGAUUUCGUAUUCCUAUACAGAUCACCGAAGAUUCAACAUGUAAUAUAAAACAAAAUUCUACUUUAGCAGAGUUGUUGUCAAAAACAAAGUUAAUCAUUUGGGAUGAAGCACCGAUGGUACACAAAUUUUGCUUUGAGGCUCUUGAUAGAACACUUAGAGAUGUUCUUAGCUGUGUUGAUAUGCCCUUUGGUGGAAAAGUUGUCGUUCUAGGAGGUGACUUUCGGCAAAUAUUACCUGUCAUUCCAAAUGGCAGUAGACAAGAUAUAGUUCAUGCAACCAUCAAUUCUUCCUAUUUGUGGUCCCAUUGUCAUCUGUUAUCUUUGACCAAGAACAUGCGUCUCAAUUCUGGAAGUAGCACUAAUAAUUUGUUGGAAAUAAAAGAAUUUUCUGAGUGGUUGCUCAAAAUAGGAGAUGGUGAUCUUGGGGAUGAUGUUGAUGGAGAAUCUAUUAUAACAAUUCCGGAUGAAUUGUUGAUCAAAGGUUCAGAAUACCCACUUUCAGAUAUUGUUGAUUUUGUUUACCCGAAUCUGAUGGAUAAUAUAUUAGAUCCUACUUUCUUUAAAGAACGUGCUCUUCUGAUUCCUAAAUUGUCCGAUGUUGCCAUGUUAAACGAGCACCUAAUGGCUGUGAUUCCGGGUGAAGAAAGGACAUUAUUGAGUUCAGAUAAGGUUUUGAAACAAGACGGUAAUUCAUCUCUUGAGGAUGACGAAAUCUCCCCUGAUAUCUUAAAUACAUUCUCAUGUUCGGGGAUUCUUGAUCAUAAAUUAACUUUGAAGGUUAAAGUACCGAUGAUGCUAUUGAGAAAUAUUGAUCAAUCAAGAGGUUUAUGCAAUGGUACGAGAUUACUUAUUACAAAGUUGGGGAAUCAUGUUGUUGAGGCAAUUGUUCUUACAGGAAACAAUAUAGGAGAUACUGUGUUAAUCCCUAGAAUGACGAUCAGCCCAUCGGGUCAUACAUUUCCAGUAAACUUCAAAAGAAGACAAUUCCCCUUGGUAGUUUCGUUUGCGAUGACUAUCAACAGAAGUCAAGGACAGUCGCUGUCUCAUGUUGGCAUUUAUCUUCCUAGGUCUGUCUUCACUCAUGGGCAAUUAUAUGUGGCACUAUCUAGAGUAAAGAGCAUACAUUGA